Messenger RNA from Camellia sinensis, 1941 nucleotides. The record is from RefSeq and is a predicted model, not a curated record. Lineage: Eukaryota; Viridiplantae; Streptophyta; Magnoliopsida; Ericales; Theaceae.
AUGGAAUCCAACAUGCAAAAAGAGGCUGAUCAGUGUUCCAAAAAUGGGGGCAUUGAGGAAGGUGAAGGCAAGGCUUCUACAAAUACAGUGGAAGAUAAAACUAGGAAGGAGGUAAAUGCAGAGGCUACUGAAGAUGGGGAUGAAGAGAAAGGUAGUGAAUCAGUAAAGGAAAAAGAUGAUGAUAAUGAUGUGGGUACAAGUGAUGAGGUGUCCAGCAAAGGAAACAACACAGUGGAAAGGGAGGCAAAUGAUGUAGAAAGAGGUAGUAAUUGCAUUUUAGAUACAGUUGUUAAAGAAUCUGUGUGUGCUAUAGGAAACUCAAACGGUGGGGGCUGUUAUAAUGAGGAGGGGGUGGUACAGGUGAGUAGCUCAAGACAAGUGGUGGAUAGGACAGUUCAAAGGGUAGAUGAUAAGCCUAUGGAUACUAGGCCAAGAUUGGAGCCUGAUUCAACUCUUUAUGAUUAUGUAGCCCAAUUUGUACCUUUGAAUGUAGUGGUAAAUUCAUCCCAAAGGGAGAAAAAAGAGAAAGGUGCUCCAUCAAAGAGGGCUAGAGCUAUCUUAAGAAGCCAAGCUGCUACAAAGGGAAAGGAAGAUGAUCAAUUGGAAUUAAGUGAUUCACCUAUGCAAGGAAGAUCAUUCGCUUGGUGUAAUGCAAUGAAAGGAGACAAGUGGAGUAGGAUUGAUAGGUUUCUAGUUGACCAUGUGUGGCUAGAGAGGUUUCAAUUGAAACAAUGGGGAUUAUCCAGAUGUAUAUCUGAUCACUGCCCAGUUCUGCUAAUGGAGGAUGAAAGGGAUGGAGGUCCAAAACAUUUUUGGUUUAUUAAUGCUUGGGAACUUCAUCCAAAAUUCAAGAUAGAAGUGAAGAAAUCUUGGGAGGAGUCUCAGCUUUUGGGCUGGAAAGCUGAAGAUGAAUUGCAUGAGUGGGAUUUGAAAGCUGAAGUCAGGUCUCUGCUGGAGACAGAAUUGGAAAGAAGAAGAGAGAUUAGAAGUAAAGUGUGGAAGCUCAGUAGAUAUAAGGAGAGGAUAUGGUUACAAAAGUCAAGAUUGACAUGGGCACAUAAUAGUGAUAAAAAUACUCGAUUGUUUCACUUGAUGGCAAGUAGAAGGCAGAGGAAAAACUUAUUAGGCUCAGUGAAGGUGAAUGGUGUUGAGUUUGAAGAUCCAACUAUGAAGUCUAGGCCUAAAUUGUCAGGUCCAUUUUUAUCCAUUAGUCUGACUGAUUCAAAGGAUGUUUUGGAGGCAAAGUUUAGUGAGGCAGAGAUUUGGGUAGCAUUAAAGAUUACGAUGGAGUUUCACAGUAAUGGAAAGAUGGCUAAAGGGGUAAAUAGUUCUUUCAUCACUUUGAUUCCUAAAAAGGAGAACCCCUCUGAUUUGAGUGAAUAUAGACCUAUUAGUUUGGUUAGCUCCGUUUACAAAGUGUUGGCUAAAGUGCUAUGUACAAGGCUAAGACAAGUGCUACCCAAACUUAUAGGAGAAGUUCAAACUGCUUUUCUUGGAGGAAGAUGUAUUCUUGAUGGGGUGUUAAUUGCAAAUGAAGUGGUGGACUGGUGGAGGAAAUCAAAGAAAAAAGGAAUCAUCCUUAAAUCGGACUUCGAGAAGGUUUAUGAUUCAGUAAAUUGGGAGUUCCUAUCAUCAAUGAUGGCGAAUUUUGGUUUUUGUGAGAAAUGGGUGGGGUGGAUUAAGUCAUGUAUUUCUACAUCAAGGAUAUCAGUGCUUGUUAAUAGGUCACCCACUACAGAAUUUUCUUCUCAAAAGGGAUUAAGACAAGGUGAUUUUCUCUCUCCUUUCCUCUUUAAUAUUGUGGCUGAAGGGUUAAACCUUUUACUGGAUAAAGCAAAAGAAAAGUGGCUAAUAAGAGGUGCUUCAGUUGGUCCAAAAGAGUUAAAGAUUUCUCAUUUGCAAUUUGCGGAUGACACAAUCAUUUUUUGCAAAGCUAAAUAG